Molecule: messenger RNA, 3070 nt
Organism: Triticum dicoccoides
Lineage: Eukaryota; Viridiplantae; Streptophyta; Magnoliopsida; Poales; Poaceae
Product: protein FAR1-RELATED SEQUENCE 5-like
Exons: 7
Coding region: 177-2207 (676 amino acids)
Molecular function (GO): zinc ion binding
Source: RefSeq, a predicted model, not a curated record
UGCUUCAUCGCAAGGACUCUGUAGCCAGAUCCGAAAACCAGCUCUCCUCUCGGCUCUUUGUGGUGAUUUCCAGUCAUAAAAUUUCGCCACAGAAGUAGUUGAUUUCAGUUUGGUAUAGCUUCUGUUCGUGUGCUGUUUAGCAGUAAUCUUUUUCUUGAGUUCUUCGGCGCGAGAAGAUGAGUAGUCCGGCAGAUCCGCUUGACCACGAACCCACCGUCAUCGAAUCCAUAUCGACACAAGAAAAAAGAGCUGACCAGUGCGCCGCGGGGAUAGCUCAAAUGUCCGUCAAAGAGGCGCGGCCACUGUUGACGGUAGCUGAAGCAGACCAGCUAGAUUCUUCUAAUGGCAGCACAGAGCAGCACGUCUCAACAGUAGUAGACGGAGAUCCUGGAUCAAAAUCAAGGACUCCAAAUGUGAUUGAUGUCGAAAGGGAAAAGAGCGGCUGGGUUCGACGUCACAGACACAGCGCAAUGCCUGACGAACGAGCCGCUAGUGCAGAAAGGAUUAGUGCACUGGAAUUAGCAUUUAGAGGAUUCGCUGAGAGGAAAGGAGAUGAAGUCGUAGUGCCUUCUAUGGGGUUGACAUUUGAUUCGCUAGGAGAGGCCUACGACUACUACAACCUGUAUUCAUGGGAAUGCGGUUUCAGCAUCAGGUACGGGAAGAGUCGUACAAAUGUCAAAGGUGCUAAAAGCAUGCAAGAGCUGCUUUGCAACUGCGGGGGGAAACCAAAGAAGGUGAACUCUACCUCUUCCAGAACAGAGUGUCCAGCGAUGAUUAGAUUGCUGAGGAUUGAAGAUGAUGGCUGGUACAUAUGUGAGUACAAAGUCUCUCACAACCAUGAGAUGUUACACACAUGCGCCCAGAAACUCCACUUCCCUUCCCACCGGCACAUAGACAAAUACACAAGAGAGCUGGUAUCUCAACUGCGUCAGAAUAAUGUCAACCUCAGCAAAGUUUACAGCAUAAUAGGGACAUUUUUUGGUCGCAUAGAGAAUGUUCCUUUCACCAAAAGAUGCCUGAGGACCUUGUGCGCGAAACUAGGCAGAGACCAAGCAGAUGAAGAUGUUAAGAAGACAAUGGAUUAUUUUGCUGAGCUGAAGCAGAGUGACCCUGAAUUCACUUAUACAGUUCGUGUAGACAGUGAGAGUAGAGUUAGAACACUGAUAUGGACAACUGGGAAGAGCAAAUUACAGUACCACUACUUUGGUGAUGCUGUUACAUUUGAUACUACCUACGGGACAAAUCUAUACGACAUGCCAUUCGAACUAUUUGUUGGGGUUAAAAACCAUUUCCAGAGUGUUAUAUACGCUGGUUUACUUAUGCAUGAUGAGAAAGUAGAGAGCUUUAACUGGGUUUUUUCAGAGUUUGUCAAGUUGAUGGGAGGGAAGAAACCAAUUACCAUUCUAACUGACCAAGCAAGAGCCAUGGAGCUAGCUAUCGAGCAAGUUUACCCAGAUGCAACACAUCGUUGGUGUAAGUGGCACGUUUUAAAGAAAGCAAAAGAAUCGCUCGGGACUUUGUACAACAAACAGAGUGAAUUCAGGGUUGAGUUCCACAAAUUAAUACAGGAAAUGUUGACUGAAGAAGAGUUUGAAAAACAAUGGAAAGAGUUGAUUGACAAAUAUUCACUGCAGAAGAAUACUUUCCUCAUACAGACUUAUGAAAAGCGACAUAUGUGGGCGAAACCUUAUUUUGCAGGGAAGUUCUGUGCCAGGAUGACUAGCACACAGCAUAGCGAAAGCGCGAAUCACAUGCUCAAGAACUACGUACCUCCAGGCUGCCCUAUGAAUCUUUUUGUGAAACAAUAUAGCAAGCUUCAAUUCGAUAGAGACCAGGAAGAAGGUUUUCAAGAAAAACGUACUAGAUUGGGAGGUGUUGUACUAAAGGCAAACAUUCCACUGGAGAAGCACACAAGCAAAAUAUACACGAGGACAAUGUUUGAAAUGUUUGGUUCUUAUAUGUAUGCAGCUGGCUCAUACACUAUAUCAGAGAUAACACCGAAGAAAUUGUACAGAGCAACUCAUGUGAAUGCAGAGAAAAGAAGCAAGUACUGUAAGACUGAUUUUGAAAUAGAAAUAACUGAUGAUGGGGAAAAGUACAGAUGCCAAUGCGGACUAUUCGACCACAUGGGUAUGGUAUGCUGCCACAUAAUAAAGAUGCACGUGACAUCCUACCUGACCAUCUUAAACAUUACCAGAAAGACAUGAGUCCUAUUGAAUCUCCAACAUACAGAGACUCUUCUUUGUACAAUGCCGCACUUGAGCUGGUCAGACUUGGCGACACAAAUGUUAAGAGUUACGAGUUCACUAUUAAUUACACAAAGGAAGGAUUAUUGAAUGUGGCCCCUCUUUGCAAUAGGGGAGAUGGCAUGAGUGUGUUGGACAAAGCUUCAAGUGUUGCUAGGUCAAAUGCAACAAGCAAAAUCAGGGGAGAUAUGAGCAUGAACAUGGUAGCUGAUGCACAAGAAUUUUCAGAACUCCGUCACAUUCAUAUGGCAAAACGCACAAGGUCUGAAAGUUCGUGCAUGAAUGGAGGUGAUGCUAACGAAGGUGAAAGUUCAGAGUUAAUGAACGAUGUAUUCUCACCUGAUAGAAGUCACCAUGAGUUAUCCGCGCCACCUCCAAAGAGGUUGAAAGGCAGACCUCAAGAGAGAAGGCGCCUUAUGAGAAGAAUGUUAAGAGAUCGAGAUUCUGCAAGAUUUGCAGGGGCGAAGGACACAAAUGCACAACAUGUUCAAUGAGAGGUGAUGCACCGGUUAAACCGCGAAAACAAUCUACUUGCACAAAUUGUGGUGUAGCAGGGCAUCGACGGAACAGUUGCGGCAAGAAGGCAAUGUUCAACGACAAGAUUGUUAUGGAAUGAAUCAUGAAGUGUUGAACCAGAAUAAUGAAAAAAGUACAUUGGCAUUUCUAACAUGUAUCUGCGAUGAAACAGUCUCUUUUGAAUAAUUCAUGUUGUUUGAGUGCAAAAUGGAAAACAGCAUAAUGAUUAGUUUCUUUUAUUGUACUGGUUCUUAGAUGCACCGUGUUUCUUAUAUUCAUUUCUUGCUUUUAGUAUAAAUUUAUAUUUA